Messenger RNA from Trifolium pratense (red clover), 1721 nucleotides. RefSeq lists its product as uncharacterized. Gene Ontology annotation, cellular component: chloroplast. NCBI's taxonomy places the organism in Eukaryota, Viridiplantae, Streptophyta, Magnoliopsida, Fabales, Fabaceae. The coding region runs from base 193 to 1416 and encodes 407 amino acids. The record is from RefSeq and is a predicted model, not a curated record. Gene Ontology annotation, molecular function: double-stranded DNA binding. Gene Ontology annotation, biological process: chloroplast organization; regulation of DNA-templated transcription. The transcript has a single exon.
AAAAUUUUGAUUUUGAUAUCCUUAGCCGCGUGUGUUCCAAAACUCUUUAGGGUUUUCCUUUAGAUAAAAAUUAUAAAACAAAGAAGAGAAUUUUGAAGUUUUGAUCCUCUUCAACACUAUCCUCCUCUUCAUUCUGCAACACACCCAGAGAAACACUCUCACACUGUUCCAAUCAAUGUCCAAAUUGUUUCUAUGCCCACCGAAUGUUGUUUAGGGUUCAUCAAAACAAACCCUAAUUUCGACCCUCUUUCUCAAAAACACUCUUCGUUCCCAAUUUCACUCAGAUUCAAAUGCUGCACCGCAACACCAACAACAACAAUAACAAUAACAGCAUCAGAAUCAAAAUCAAAAUCAAAAUCAGACAGGUACCCAUUCCCUGUAUCAUAUCUCAUCAACAAUUUCGAUUUCUCACCUGAAUCAGCUCUCAAAUAUUUCAACAACGGCCAUCUUGGUUUCAAUACCGUUGAAAAACCUAAUUCAGUUAUCAACUUCUUUCUUAACAAUGGAUUUUCACAUUCCGACAUACGCAUCAUCAUCAGAAAAUCACCAUCGUUACUUUCAUCAAGACCCCAUAAAAGGUUAUUGCCAAAGUUUGAAUUUUUUCUAUCCAAAGGUGUUUCUUCAUCUGAUUUUGUUCCAUUGUUAACUGCAAACCCUCAAAUUUUACGAAGUAGCUUGGAGAACCGAAUAAUCCCUCUUUUUGAAUUAUUAAGUAAGUUCUUGAAAACCAACAAGGAUAUCAUUGCUUGCUUAAUUAUAUGUUCGCAAUUAUCGGCUCAUCCCUGUGAACGUAUUGUGGCUAAUAUCAAUUUGUUGACUGAUUUUGGAGUUUGUAAUUCUGCCAUUGCAAGAUUGUUUAAAACAAGGCCGUCUAUAUUUGGUUCAACUGAUUUGAUUAAGUCUUUGGAGGAAGUUAAGGGUUUAGGGUUUGAUCCUUCAGUGAUUAAUUUUGGGAUAGCUUUGAUGGCCAAGAAAGGUAUGAGUGAAAAACUUUGGGAUGAGAAAGUUGAUACCUUCAAGAAAUGGGGUUGGUCUGAUGAAGUUGUUUCUCGUGCAUUUAGGUCACAUCCUGCUGUUAUGUUGGUUUCAAUUGAUAAGAUUAAUUUGGUGAUGAGUUUUUGGGUUAAUCAAUUGGGUUGGAAUUCCUUGGCAAUUACUAAAAAGCCACUUGUUUUAAGUUAUAGUUUGGAGAAAAGGAUCAUUCCAAGGGCAUUAGUUCUGCAAUAUCUUCUGAUGAAAGGUUUGAGAAAAAAGGAUGCAAGCUUAGUUAACCCAUUUAAUUAUACUGAGGAUUUGUUUUUGGACAAGUUUGUUUUCUCCUUUAAAGAGGAAUCUGAUUAUCUAUUAAAGCUAUAUGAGGAAAAAAUGAAACUUGCAAAUACAAAGGAGAAAAAGGGCAUGCCAUCCACCACAUGAGUAACGGUUUAAUCUUGUUCUUUUGUAAUUUAAUGUUAGCUUUGUUCCUUCUCUGAUUUGAAGUAUUUAUUAUGACUAGGAGGGUUAGUUUUGUUGGCUUGAUUCAUUUGCCAACUUGAACUCCUGUUAAUAUUUUUUUAUCUAUCAUCAAUUUUAGAUAUAAUGUUGAUGUUCAGGUCUUGCAUUUAGUACAGUUUCUUAUUAUCUAGAAUCUAGUUAAUGUGAAGCUCAAAUGGCCUUGCAUUUGGUCAGGGAAUGUUUUUCUCAUACACACUAAAUUAAAGAAGAAAAUAAUUUUGUUGCUA